This is a messenger RNA of Protobothrops mucrosquamatus (brown spotted pit viper), 3953 nucleotides long. It is a transcript of the gene SGSM3, whose product is annotated as small G protein signaling modulator 3. The coding region runs from base 91 to 2346 and encodes 751 amino acids. The record is from RefSeq and is a predicted model, not a curated record. Lineage: Eukaryota; Metazoa; Chordata; Lepidosauria; Squamata; Viperidae. Gene Ontology annotation, molecular function: protein binding. The transcript has 21 exons.
GCUAUUUCAAUAUUAUGUCUGUAUUUUGCAACAGAGUAAUGACUUUCUGCAGAGUCUAAGAACCCUCAUUGACUAUAUUCCUCCAUAAAAAUGUCAGGAAGCCAUACUCCCUCCACUGGUGGGCCCUUCUCUGCUCUCACUCCCAGCAUAUGGCCUCAAGAGAUUUUGGCAAAAUAUGCUCAGAAAGAAGAGUCUGUUGAACAGCUAGAGAUCCAAUAUGAUGAAUUUGGUUUCCGAGUUGGCAAAGAAGAUAGUGCAGAGCCACCCAGCAAACUUUUGGGGAUCUCGCUGAUUGAAGAGCCACAGCAGAGACUGAAAUGGCAAGCCCAUCUGGAGUUCACACACAAUCAUGAUGUGGGAGACCUCACAUGGGAUAAGAUUGAAGUCACACUUCAACAUUCAGACAAACUACGUUCUCUGGUUUUGGCUGGCAUUCCUCACAGUAUGAGGCCUCAGUUAUGGAUGAGACUGUCAGGUGCUUUACUCAAAAAGAGAAAUUCAGAAAUGUCUUACCGAGAAAUUGUGAAAAACAGCUCCAAUGAUGAAACAAUUGCUGCUAAACAGAUUGAAAAGGAUUUACUCCGCACUAUGCCCAGCAAUGCCUGUUUCUCCAACAUGGAUAGCAUUGGAGUACCACGGUUACGCAGAAUUUUACGUGGCUUGGCUUGGUUAUAUCCUGAAAUUGGGUACUGUCAAGGCACUGGCAUGGUGGUAGCUUCCUUACUUCUCUUCUUAGAAGAGGAAGAUGCCUUCUGGAUGAUGUGUGCUGUCAUUGAAGAUCUGGUGCCAGCCUCCUACUUCAGUACCACCCUGAUGGGGGUCCAGACUGAUCAACGUGUCCUGCGUCAUCUCAUUGUGCAAUACCUACCACAGCUGGACAAACUUCUUCAGGAACAUGACAUUGAGCUCUCCCUCAUUACCCUACAUUGGUUUCUUACAUCAUUUGCUAGUGUGGUGCAUAUCAAGCUAUUGCUGCGUAUCUGGGACUAUUUUUUCUACCAAGGCUCCAUUGUUCUCUUUCAGGUUACACUGGGUAUGCUCAGUUUGAAGGAAGAUGAACUCACCCAGUCUGAGAACUCUGCAUCUAUCUUCAACACCCUCUCGGAUAUCCCAUCUCAGAUUGAAGAUCCAGAUGUGCUCCUACAGGAAGCUGUACGUGUUGCUGGCUCACUGACAGAUGUAGUAGUAGAAACUCAGCGUUGCAAGCACCUUGCUUACCUCAUUGCAGACCAAGGGCAGCUACUCAGCCCUGGUGCUACAGUAAACUUAUCAAAGAUUGUGCGACGCAGAACACAGCGUAGGAAGUCUGGAAUCACAUCACUCCUUUUUGGAGAAGAUGAUAUGGAGGCACUGAAAGCCAAAAAUAUUAAGCAAACAGAGCUAGUUGAAGAUUUGCGUGAGGCCAUCCUACAAGUGGCCCAGCAUUUCCAGUGUGUGGAUCCCAAGAGUUGCAGCAUAGACUUGACUCCAGAUUAUACCAUGGAAAGCCACCAGCGAGACCAUGAAAGCUAUGUUGCGUGUUCCCGUAACCAGCGACGACGUGCCAAGGCAUUGUUGGAUUUUGAGCGUCAUGAUGAUGAUGAACUAGGCUUCCGCAAGAACGAUAUCAUCACGAUUAUAUCCCAGAAAGAUGAACACUGUUGGGUGGGCGAACUAAAUGGCUUGCGAGGUUGGUUUCCUGCAAAAUUUGUAGAGGUCCUGGAUGAACGGAGCAAAGAGUACUCUAUUGCUGGAGACGAUUCAGUUACAGAAGCUAUCACAGACUUGGUUCGAGGGACCCUCUGCCCAGCCCUCAAGGCUAUAUUUGAACACGGACUGAAGAGGCCAUCUUUGUUAGGUGGUGCCUGUCACCCCUGGCUCUUCAUUGAAGAGGCUGCUGGGCGUGAGGUGGAGCGAGACUUUGAUUCUGUGUAUUCUCGGCUUGUACUCUGCAAAACCUACAGGUUAGAUGAAGAUGGAAAAGUGCUUACUCCAGAAGAACUUCUUUAUCGAGCAGUACAGUCUGUGAAUAUGUCACAUGAUGCCGCCCAUGCUCAGAUGGAUGUAAAGCUUCGGUCUCUCAUCUGUAUUGGAUUGAAUGAGCAGGUGCUACACCUGUGGCUUGAGGUACUUUGCUCGAGUCUGCAGUCAGUGGAGAAAUGGUUCCAUCCCUGGUCAUUUCUGCGCAGUCCUGGCUGGGUACAGAUCAAGUGUGAGCUCAGGGUCCUCAGUAAAUUUGCAUUCAGCCUUUCUCAGGACUGGGAACUCCCAACAAAAAGAGAGGAGAAGGAGAAGAAACCACUGAAGGAAGGCGUUCAGGACAUGCUUGUGAAACAUCAUCUCUUCAGCUGGGACAUAGAUGGGUGAUUCCUUUAUGAGUCAGUGUUUGGACUUCUUGAAUGGCAAAUGAAUGUUUGACAUAUAUCCUCUCUUCUCCCCGGCACUUUUCUGGCCCUUUGUGUGUUACAUAUCUUUCUGUAACCUGCCUCCCUCCAGUAAACUUCUACUAAUUACUAUUAACAUUUGGCAGCAAUUUGCUAUAGAAGAGGAUUGAAGACCCUGUUGUUCACCCAUAGUGCGAACUAUAAUCCAAGUAGCCUACCUAAUAGUGAGCAGUGUUGGCCUUCUAAAGGGCCACAGAUUUCCCAUUCAAUAGCAAACAGGAGGAGCAUUUCAAGUGACCCAGGUUUUUCAGUAGUGUUGCUUUUCUUCAUAACUUAUGGCUACAAAGAAAUGUGACUUUAUAUCACUUGGACCCUGUACUUGUUGAAAACAAACACUUUUACUGACUCAUAAAUGUAUUAAAAAAUAAUGGCAUAACUAGAAAAUGAAGGAUUCCCCCCCCAAGGUAACCAUCUAGCAGUUAUUACAUUUCUUCUGUCCAGGAGAGCAGAGCGAUGGUGGAAAAGUUCUGUUGAAAUUUGCCUCAUUCACGGAAGAGGCUUUAUUUUGCAAUGCAAAAAAUGCAAGCUCGCUUUACUAAGAACGUGAUAGUGUGGAAAUGGUUUUUUUUUUCUUGGUGCUAAUAUGCACAAAUGGCUUUGGUACUGCCAUAAAGUGCCUAAAAAGACUGCCCAGUGAUUGAGGCUGCCAUGGGUAUUAUAAAAAAUAAUUGCAAUAGCAGUCUGUCCUUUUCAUUCUGUUCAGCUGUGAUCCAGGCUUAAUUAUUUUACCUAGAUCAUUUUUUAAAUUAUUACAAGAGAGCUAUAUUAUAUUCAGAAAUUUAUGUAUAUUUUGACAUAUCUCUAGAAUGGGAAAUGGAUUCAGGCUUGAGCUGGCUCAGGGGAUAACUUCAGCUUCUAUCUGUGGGUGUGAGCAGAGUGUGCAGGGCAGAAGCACACCCUUUGCUUCAUGGUAUCUGCAUUAGUCCAAAUACAAGAAAUGAAGAGCACUAGUGGAGAGCACAAUCAAACCAUUAAAUGAAGAUUAAUCAAGAUUGUAUCAUUUUUGGCUUAUAAAUUGAUGGUUUAUCUUGUAACUGCCUAAGACAGGCUAAAUGGGAGCGAACUUUUAUAUAUACUAGCCUGUUGUUCUUGUUCUUCAUAUGAACUACAGAGUAUUAGUCUUACUGAGUGGGUCUGGACACUUUUGUACUUAUAUCUCUAUAGACACUGUAUACCAUGUAAGGGAUGAAAUUAUAUAUCUAGAUACAGUGUUUCUAAUUCCAUAAAUAGUACUCUUACAAUCACAGUUUUUUCCACCCUUUCUCUUCCUACUUAUGGGAACAGAGGCAAAAUAUUCAAAAGUAAGAUAAAACACAGGUAUAGCUAAUGCUGGUAGUAGAGAAAAACUUGCCACCUAAAUUUUGUGUCAAUAGCAAUACCGUGAAGUAGUUCCGUGUUAUUCAUGUGCUAAAUGCCUUUGUCUGUAUUUUCACCAUGGCAAAUACAUGUUAUUGAUAAUGCCAUGACCAAAGAUAAGAUGUACAAAAAUGCUAGAACACAAUUUUUUUAAUAAAAUGGAUUUUUCAAAUA